Messenger RNA from Colletotrichum chrysophilum, 2358 nucleotides. RefSeq lists its product as uncharacterized. The record is from RefSeq and is a predicted model, not a curated record. Gene Ontology annotation, molecular function: beta-glucosidase activity. The coding region runs from base 1 to 2358 and encodes 785 amino acids. Gene Ontology annotation, biological process: glucan catabolic process. The transcript has 2 exons. NCBI's taxonomy places the organism in Eukaryota, Fungi, Ascomycota, Sordariomycetes, Glomerellales, Glomerellaceae.
AUGAAUCUUCAGACGAAAGAGUUUCAACUUCACCCCAUCAUCCGUUCUUUAGACUAUUGCCUCCAGCUAGGUGACUUUAACAAUGCCUACGAAAAGGCCAAGGCCUUCGUCGCGACCCUCGACAACGCCGCCAAGGUUUCGAUCAUCACCGGCCAGAGCGUCACCAGCAACAGCACCAGUGGCAGCUCCUGGACUGCUCUCGCUAACAAGGAUGGUGUCUCCGGUAUCAACUACGCCUUCUAUGUUUCCGGCUUCACCAUGGCCAACGCCUUGACCAUGAGCUGGAACCGCGAGCUCAUCGAGCAGCAGUUCAGAGCCAUCGGCGACGAGUUCUACGGCAUGGGCUACAACCUCAUCAACGGACCCGAGCCCGGCCCUCUCGGCCGUGUUCCCUACGGCGGACGUACCCCCGAGAGUUUCGCCGCCGACCCCUACCUGACCGGUAUUGCCAUGGGCAAGGCCAUCUCUGGCAUGAACUCUGCUGGUGUCAUUGCCGGAGGCCGUCACUUCCUCCUCAACGAGCAGGAGACCAACCGUUCUUCGGGCAUCUCCGCCACCACCUCCGCCGUCUACACCUCCAACGCCGACGACAAGACCAUCCACGAGCUCUACUCCUGGCCCUUCGCCGACGGCGUCAAGUCCGGUAUGAUGGCCGUCAUGUGCGGCAUGACCCGUGUCAACGGCACUCUCUGCUGCGAGAACAACGACCUCAUCAGCAAGGUCCUGAAGAAGGAGAUGGGUUUCCUUGGUCUCGUCUUCCCCGAUGUUAACUCCCAGUCCACCUCUUACGGCUCCGCCAACGCUGGUCUCGACUACGGCUCCAGCAACUACUGGACUGAGGACAUCCUCAACGCCGGCAUCAACAACGGUAGCUUCACCCAGGACCGUCUCGACGACAUGGCCAUCCGGAACGUUAUCGGCUACUACUCCGUGGGCCUCGACAACGGCAAGCAGCCCGAGACCGUCUCCAGCUCCACCGAGUACCGUGACGUCCGCGGCAACCACUCCAAGCUCAUCCGCCAGGUUGCCGGGGAGUCCAUCGUCCUCCUGAAGAACUCCAACACUUCCGGGCUCGGUCUUCCCCUGAAGAAGCCCCGCACCAUCUCCCUCUUCGGUGCCCACGCCGGCCCCGCUCUCGCCGGACCCAACCAGCCCUUCAGCGUCCAGGGAACCGACUCCGACGUCUACCAGGGCCACCUUGCCUCCGGCACUGGCUCCGGCCAGCUGUCCCUGCCCUACCUCGUUACCCCUUUCCAGGCCAUCACUGCCCGCGCCAUUGAGGACAACAGCAUGAUCUGGUGGCUCCUGAACAACACCUACACCUCUACCUCUUCUGGUGGCAUGGGAGGCGGCGGCGGCAGUCCCCCUGGCGGCAUGACCGGCAACGCUACCACCGGAGGCGGCAUGGGUGGAGGCAACAGCACCGGCGGCGGCAUGGGCGGUGGUGGCGGCGGUGGCCUCGGCAACCUCGGCCAGGGUACCGCUACCACCCCUUCCUUCUCCAACUACGCCGAGAACUCCGAGGUCUGCCUUGUCUUCAUGAACUCCUACUCCGGCGAGGGCGGUGACCGCAGCCUCCUUUACGACGACGAGCAAGACGCCAUGGUCACCUCCGUCGCCUCCAACUGCAACAACACCGUCGUCAUCGUCAACACCGCCGGCCCCCGCGUCCUCGAUGCCUGGAUCGAGAACGAGAACGUCACCGCCGUCCUCUACUCCGGCCUCCUCGGCCAGGAGUCCGGCAACGCCAUCACCGACGUCCUCUACGGCGACGUCAACCCCAGCGCCAAGGUCACCCACACCAUCGCCAAGAAGGCCACCGACUACCCUGCCCAGAUUUGCCUGACCGAGGUCUGCGAGUUCUCCGAGGGCGUCUACAUUGACUACCGCUACUUCGACUCCAAGAACACCACCGUCCGCUUCCCCUUCGGCCACGGUCUUAGCUACACCACCUUCUCCUACGACAAGGUCGAUGCCACCGCCACCAACCAGACCGCUCUGAGCUCCAAGUACCCCACCGGUGCCCUCUUCCCCGGUGGCCAGGCCGAUCUCUGGGACGAGGUCGUCAGCGUCAAGACCAAGGUCCAGAACACCGGCGCCAUCGAGGGCUCCGAGGUCGCUCAGCUCUACGUCACCUUCCCCGCCGAGGCUGCCCAGCCUACCCGUGUCCUCCGUGGUUUCGAGAAGGUCAACGUCGCCCCCGGCCAGUCUGGCGAUGUGACCUUCAGCCUCCGCCGCCGUGACCUCAGCUACUGGGACACCACCGCCCAGCAGUGGGCCGUCGCCAAGGGCACUUACACCUUCUCCGUCGGUGCCAGCUCCCGCGACAUUCGCGGCACUGCCCAGAUCACUGUUUAG